This is a messenger RNA of Myxocyprinus asiaticus (Chinese sucker), 2783 nucleotides long. RefSeq names its product interleukin-1 receptor accessory protein-like. Gene Ontology annotation, molecular function: interleukin-1 receptor activity. The record is from RefSeq and is a predicted model, not a curated record. Lineage: Eukaryota; Metazoa; Chordata; Actinopteri; Cypriniformes; Catostomidae. The transcript has 13 exons. The coding region runs from base 333 to 2192 and encodes 619 amino acids. Gene Ontology annotation, biological process: signal transduction.
AUAGUUCAGAGCGCUUGUUUCCGUUCGCAAGGAAAACACGGAAACGUUCAACACGCGCGGAACGCCGCUUUGAAAACAGAGGGAAUAUACAUCAGAGACGGAACGCGUCUUCAGAACGCAGCGCAGCGCAGCGUCUCCUCCUUAACCCGGACCGAAGCGAAUGAACUGAACAGAACAGAACCUGCUCCGGGACAAUAUUAUCUGACUGGGUCUUUGGCCCUCUGUGGUACCUCUCGUCUCCUGCCCAGAUCCAUCUCUCUCUCUGUCUGGACAACCGUGGCAUCCAUUACUCCCUUAUAAUUCCAUUUUCCCCCAAGAAGUGCUCUGGGAGCAUGAUACCGUUGGUCUUCACACUUCUCUAUUUUUGCAUUUUAUGGAUGGGCGGCUUUUCAGCAUCUGUAACUCAGGCCACCCUCCAAUCAGAUGUGCAGUGUUAUGACUGGGGCGUGUGGAGUAAAGAAUCGGUGUAUGUGUAUGAUGGAGAGGUGGCGUGGCUGUACUGUCCUCUCUUCUCAUAUCCGACGCUCUACAGUUACAGUCAGACUCAGAACAGCAGUCUGUCACUGUUGUGGUACAGACACACACACACACAUGAGCUGGAGCAACCCAUCAACUUCAAACUGAACACACUGUACAAGGACAGAGAAUAUCUGAGGAUCCAACCGGCCACAGAGCAGGACGCUGGACUGUACACCUGUAUGCUCCGCAACUUUUCAUCGUGUGUGAAGAUCGGUCUGGUGCUGGAGGUCAUUCAUCGGGAUGGAGAGUGUGACAUCAAAGCUCGAUUGCACCUGAACAUAUCUAUACCGUUCCAGAGUGAACGCACCCUCACCUGUCCUGACCUGCACAGAAUCAGACUGCCCAACAGCACACACUCCGUCACCUGGUACCAUUUGUGCAAUACCAAUUUGUUUACAAUGGACAGAGAGCUGAAAGGUGAUGAUGUCGUGAUCUACAGAAUGUUGAGUCCUUACGCUGGUGUCUACACAUGUGUGGUUUCAUAUCAGAUGAAUGGACACACGUUCAAUUUCACACGCACACUAAACAUCACAGCUGUUGCUCCUGAUGUUGGCAAUAAAGAGCCCCUUAUUUUGAAUCCUGCUAAAGAUCAGAUCUACUCCGUCACUCUAGGUAGAAGGGCAGAACUGUCUUGUCGAGUGCAUCUGCCUCAUCUGUACGAGGAAAACGAGGAGAUAUGGUGGACUAUUGAUAACAAAACGGUCGAACAACUCGCCAACCCACGAUUCACCUCACCGGAGGCCACGCUUGUGUCUGAAUAUUAUGGCGAUCAGAAGAAAGAGAGAUUCCUGUACGUGACGGAUUUCUCAGCUGAUGACCUGCAGAGAGAGUUCAACUGCUCAGCCAGAAACAGUCUUGGCUUCAACACCAGUAGAGCUGUACUCAAGCAAGAACCGUAUGUCCCUACUCUAGAGUUGGGUUGUGGGUUAGGUGUGACUCUCGCCCUCAUGUUGAUGAUGUUUGCCGUCUAUCACGUGUUCUGGCUUGAACUUCUGCUGCUGUACCGCUCCUGGUUCGGCUCAGAUGAGAGAUACACAGAUGAUAAGAAGUAUGACGUGUACAUCUCAUACGCCCGGAACAGCGAAGAGGAAGAGUUUGUGCUGUCCACGUUGCGUCGAGUUCUGGAGACAGAGUUCGGUUACUCUGUCUGUAUAUUCGACCGGGACAGUCUCCCAGGAGGGACUAUAACAGACGAUACACUGAGGUUUGUGGGUCAGAGUCGCAGGCUGGUGGUUGUUGUCAGUCCGUGUAGUGCCGUCCGCGGGACACAGGCCCUGCUUGAGCUGCAGGCCGGCUUAACCAGCAUGCUGCACGGCGGCAGCCUCAGGGUGGUUCUGAUCCAGUUUAAACCGGUACGGAGGCAGAACUGGGUCAAAGAGCUGCGGCGUGCCCGCCUGGCACUGAAGCUCGUACGCUGGCAGGGAGAGAAAUCGGCUCCGCUAUCCUCACGAUUCUGGAAACAACUACAACUGGAGCUGCCCAUGAGAAGAAACACACACCACACAGACACACACACACCACUGACAGAGAAUACACACAACACUAACACACAUCUCACAGAGGACACGCACCACACUGACAUGAACUCAUAUACACACAAUAACACACACACACAAAAUGCACUUAGUGGAAAAGAGAAACUAGAAGACCCUUAUUCUACAAGUGCGUUAUAGUUCAGACAUACUGUAUAUUCAAGCAGUAUUGGUGUUGUAAUUUACAAUGUUACCAAUUACUUUUUUAUUCACAGUAAUGCAAUGAUGCAGUUUAUGUACGUACAUCAGUUAGCUGACUCAGAAGCGCAGCACUGUAAAAAGUUUUUGUAAAAUCGUUUUUGUUACGUACUGGAUACAAAUAGCAGUAUUUUUUUUAUCACAGUAAAAUUACUGUAAAAUUAAUUAUGGUAGGAUGUUUGUAUGCUGUAUAUUAAAUACAGUGUUAUUACAGUGCUGUAGCACAAAACCACAGUAAGUAUAGGUACAGAAUAGCUAACUGCAGUUUGUUACACGAUAAAAAAGAAUUAAAUAUUGUGGCCUUUUUGCAAAAGAUAAUAAUAAAAUAGUAUUUAAUGUACCACUUACUGUGGUUUAUAACGAUUGCAAAAUAGGGAUAUCUAGUAAAAGUACAGAAGGACCUCAAAUAUCGUACUCUCAUAAAUGGUGAAGGAAUAGUUCACCCAAAUAGGAAAAGUCUGUCAUUAUUUUCUCACCCUCAUGCCAUUCCAAACCCAUAUGCUGAAAUGUUUUCCUGUCAAACACAAAGAAUCA